Molecule: messenger RNA, 1653 nt
Organism: Aspergillus puulaauensis
Lineage: Eukaryota; Fungi; Ascomycota; Eurotiomycetes; Eurotiales; Aspergillaceae
Product: putative carboxylesterase
Exons: 4
Coding region: 1-1653 (550 amino acids)
Source: RefSeq, a predicted model, not a curated record
AUGGAGACGACGCAGAGGCCAUACUUAAAGUCUAUCGGUACCAGAGGCUACAUACAAGGGUGUACUAUCUCAACUAGGUCUCCUAACACACCACUGUGUCAUUACUUUGGCGGACUCCGCUAUGCUCUGCCUCCAACAAAACGAUGGCGCAAGGCUCAGAAAUUGCCCCUGACAUAUAGUUACGGCACCAAGGACCGUCCCUACCAAUGCCCUGGCGCUACACAGAGCUGUCCACAAGCGACCUUUUUCAACCUCUCCAGCACAGCAGCUGGAAAUGAGGAUUGCUUCCAGUGUAACGUGUGGGUUCCCCUUGGAGACCCUCCGGAAAACGGAUGGCCUGUGCUCUUCUUCAUCCACGGCGGCUUCUUACAAUUUGGUUCGCCGAACUCCUUUUCUCUCGCGGCCCUCCUAGGCGACACAGAUUUCAAUGCCAUUAUUGUGAUGCCGGCCUACCGCCUGAACGUCCUCGGGUUUUUAUAUUCCUCAGAAUUAGAGCAGGAUGCCGCCUCUGUAGGCGAGACUGUCGGAAAUCAUGGGUUCUGGGACCAGCGCAUGGCCCUUGAGUGGACCAACGAGAACAUUGGCUUUUUCGGCGGCAACGGUUCUCAAAUCACCCUCGCUGGAUACUCCGCAGGCGCAUACUCCGCCUGCUACCAACUGACGUACGAUCUCAACCGACCGGACUCCCAAGCCCUCGUCAAACGAGCCUGCAUCUGGUCAAACUCCUUCACCGUACAACCAAAGCCUCCCAGCCUCGCUCAAACGCAAUUCAACCAAUUACUCUCCGCUCUCAAUAUCCCCAUCUCCCUCUCCAGCCAAGAGAAAAUAUCCCGCCUCCGCUCCACCCCCGAGCGCACCCUCCUCUCCGCCGCAGCAAGCAUCGACCUGCACGAAUUCCGCCCAACAACAGAUAACACCUUUAUCCCAAACAAUCUCUUCCACACCCUCGACAACGGCGUCCUCGCCUCCAAGCUCGUAGCUCGCAACAUCCACAUCAUCACCGGCGAAUGCCGCGACGAACACUUCCUCUACGGCACCUACCGUCGUCCCUUCAAGAACACCUUCGGCUACCUCCGCGCCCGCUUACUAGCAGACUACCCACGGCCGGUUGUCGACGCUCUCAUGAAAACAUACUACCCCAACGGCACGCUCCCGCGCAACUGCAAAGACUGGACCUCCGACGCCUUCGGCCGCAUCUACGCCGACAUGCAGAUCCACGCAAUGCAGCGCGGGUUCAUCUACGCCCUCACAAACCCCAUCACGGGUAACCCCGCGGUGGGCGCACAAGUUGAUAAGCUCAUUCACCGGUACCGCAUGGAGUACCGUCUUAAAUGCGCGGACCGCUCCGCGCCGCCGGAGUGGGGGGUCACGCAUGCAACGGACCAGUAUAUCUGGUUCUGGGGGAAUGGCGACAUUGUUCUCCCUGAUGAGAAGGCUAUCAUUAGGAAAGCGGUGAUCGAUCCGUUUAUUCGGCUUGUUCAUGGUGAGCAGGAUCUGGGGUGGGGGACGAGCAGUCAUAGGGAAAUGAGAACGCUGAAGCCCGAUGGGUCGGUGGAGAUUUGGCGCGAUGAGCUUUGGGAUGAUGCGGUGAGCACUUGGAAGGCGUUGAGGGAGGUUUCGGCGUUUGAUGAUGGCAUGUCUUCGAGGCUUUAG